CAUUCACCAUAAGUGCCUUUAACCAAGUAAAAUAUUUUUAAUUAAUUGACAAAGCAGCUCACUUUUCACUAGCUUGGGAAAGUACGGUUUGGAAAUUUCACAGAAGCAACUUCCUCUGAACAUCUCACCUGUUACCAAAGACUGAAGAUGGCUUCAGGACGCAAGCAAAAACCAUACCUCAACGACUUGUUGAUGAUGAGACCAGGACUGCGUGCCCAAAUACCCGACUCGCCUUCUUUAUCAUUGGCGUCUCUUGGACCUCCACAUUAUCAAAAUGCUGGCUAUGAAAAUACCGAAAGCUUUACGGGAAGUCACUACGAAGAUCUAGAUCGCUACAAUCAAAUUCCCGCCUGCCCGCGCAAGAACGACAACGCUGUUUACCAACAGGCCACUCCAUUGAAUAUGAUCCCAACAGAUAAAAAAAUCGAACGACAACGCCAGUUUACGGAGUGCUCUGACGAUUCUACAAACAGUCUAAUGCACUCGAGCUCCAAAAGAAUGCCGCGUUGUAGUACGAUAAUUAUUCAUCUUAUUCAGCUAAUAGUGUCAUUGGUAGCCUUGACUUUAGUCAUUUUGAUGAUAACAGGAAACAUUAAAGUUAAUCAGUGUGGAUGUGAUACCAAAUCAGUCGCCUCGCAAAAAUACCUCACAAAGAUCACCCAGCCUUCCUCCUCAACAUCAUUGUUGGUCGAGAAAAUCAACAGGCUUGAACGAAACGUUUCAUCACUGAUGGCAAGAGAGGCAAUCACGUCCUCAUUGGUUCGUAUUCAUCAAAAAGAGAUUCUGGAACUGAAGUCAAAGUUGGGAGGUCAGUCUGAAGGUCCAAAGGAGGAAUCGUCUGCAAAUAAAUUUAAGCAAAAUAUAACGACCGAAGUGAAAAAACUUCGCGAAAAACAAGUUCAACUCGAUUCCUCUUUAACAAAACUCAAAGAAAGCGACAAGACCAAAGCCACCGACAUCCAAGAAGUGAGCGCCAAGGUUAUUGGGCUUGCUGUGGCAGUGAAUUACUUAAGUCUAAACGAUUCGUUGAUCAAGUCUAAAGUACACAAGUUAAGUAAUUCUGAAGUGGAGUUCAGGACAUCUUUGGAAUCACUCAAGCAAAAGGAUGCUGAAGUAGAUACGUCACUAAAAAGAGCAAAAGAUGUUGAAGUAUUCUUGAACACAAGUGUGAGCCACCUCAAGUCUGUAAAUGGAGAAAUGAGGAAUAAAGUGGAUCAUUUGAACUCUACAUUUAUGACAAAGAUCAACAGUAUUAAAAGUGCGGCCAAUAAUAAGAAGCCAGGACUAGCUGGCCCACCAGGACCCCCUGGACCCGCAGGACCCCCCGGACCCGCAGGACCCCCCGGACCUCAGGGUCCAAGAGGUAUCCCCGGUACACCAGGCGCUGGAAAUCUAAGUCAAUGUCAGCACCAACAGAAAGAGUCUAUUGGCGUUAGUGGUGCACCUUCUGAUUAUUUUGUCACCUUUAUUGAGCCAAUGAACAAAAUAGUGGUAGGAGCCUCUUGCUCGACCGUCAGAGGAGACGAAACAAACCUGUCAUCUAAUACGAAUUCACGAGGAGAAAAAGUGUAUCUAUGUACAUGUAGAGGACAGUCAAAUUUUGCGACAGGUUCUGGAAAUAUGAAAUGUUUGAUAGACGUCUGGGUGUGCCCAAGAAUAUCUUGAUUGUCAUCACAUAGUUAGGAUCAAUAUAACAAAUUAGGUAUAUAAUAUAUGAAAGAAUUCGAUCCUUUCAUGGAAACGAACGACGCAUGCUCACAAGGCAUGAAGACGCUGUUCGCCCAAGUCGCAAAAAAGGCUUAACCAAAAAAAGUCAUCAUUUUAAUAAUUACAGUUAAUCCAUUAAUUUCUGUGAUAUAAAAAAUCAAAGGAACUUAUCAACGCGUAGUCGUUGACCAUAGAAAAGUAUCCUCGAUGUGAGGAAAUUAAUCCUGAAAAACAGGAUCAACCAGUUUAAACCAGUUUUGUACAUAAAAAUCAGUUAGCAUAAUCAUAUUUACCUCUAAUUUAGGUAACUUAUUUUGGAACUUUAAAUAUCUAACUCUCGCACAUAAUUUGCUAACACUAAUUGGAAGGUCUUGAUCAGAAAUAUUAGUAAGAUAUUUUURAGAUAUUAGGAAUGUGACAUGAAAACGAGGUCUAUUGAUAGCCAAUGUGUAUUCUCAGACAUUAAUGGAAGCUCAAAUAGUUUCACAAGAGGUAAGUCGGUAUUAGAGCUAUAUAAAUAUAGAGUGGCUUUACGGCAGUCAUAUCGUAAGGCAAAGCCAUAUAUAUUUUUCCCUUGAGGAAAAGAGGUAUUUUUUCAUGCAAAAAACAUUGUAUUGUUUCUUUUCUAAAAUACGGCUGUCGUAAAACCACUCUGUUCAUAUUUUGAAGCAAAAUAGCUAAAAAUAGCUAAAACAGCCCCAAUAUGCAAUGCAAGCCAACUCGACCCAGCUUUUCUCUACCUCGGAAUGACUAACAACCAGUAGCUUCUAUAAAAAGCAAAAUACAAGUUUAUUGGUAUAUUGGACAAACAGACUAUUGUCUGUUACUCUUUGUCUUAAAAGAAGUAGUGGCCCAAACGUGCUAGACGAUGCUUAGAGACAUAUAGGCUACAUAAGAAUCAGAAUGACYUACAGCAAUGUGGUUCAGUGCUACCUUCUUUAAACAAAUCUUGAUAAAAUAACGAUGCUUGACUUCGGUUGACUGAAUACAAAAUGUCUUCUUAAAAAAUAUCCUAAAAAUCUAAAAAAAAAAAAAAAAUUUAAAAA
Actinia tenebrosa (Australian red waratah sea anemone) is the source of this 2753-nucleotide messenger RNA. RefSeq lists its product as uncharacterized. The record is from RefSeq and is a predicted model, not a curated record. NCBI's taxonomy places the organism in Eukaryota, Metazoa, Cnidaria, Anthozoa, Actiniaria, Actiniidae.